UUGAGGAGAAUGACCGAAGGAGAGAAACGCAGUUUACAUCUCCCACAAAGUCAUGUAAGUUUUGCCUAAAUUUAAAGGUCACGUUAAACUAGUCGUCAAUAGUGGUCAAGUUAAACUAACUAGUAAUCACGUUAAACAAGUUCUUAAGUUAAGCUGGUAAUCACGUUAAGCUAGUGGUCAAAUUGAAAUUGACCUAAACUCCAAAACAAAUUAUUAUAGAAAUGUAGAAAUGAGAUCAGCUUUUCAAUGUAAAAUUUUCAAGUGAAUAUUUUAGCACCUAUGAUUAAAAGAAUCCAUCUUCCCUAAUAUGUUAUAAUCAAGCAUCAACACAACGUUCAAUUUUAGCGUUUCAGCCAACCAACUUAAAUGGCGCCCACAGCCGAAGUGUACCGGGCCCUUACACCCGACGCUCUGAAACAUCGAAGCGCACCUUCCAUGCGGUCAGUUCUGAAAACCUGUCCGAUAGCUACGUCCUUCCGUCCCAACCAGACUCCGUUAAACCAAACUCUGGUAGUGCUUCCGUACGAGACCCACUGGCAGGUAAGCGAGCGUGCACCGAUUUAAUCAUAAAAGUAAAACAUUUUAACCUAAAAAUACUUUCAUUGAAAAGCCUUAAAUAACAUGGUGCAGUUUGAUCAAUAGUUUCAGUUAGUGUUAAAUUAUAUUAAAAGUGUUUCAAAAUAAGGUAACAUUCAUUUUUUUUAAAGUUCUUUUAAAUUUUAAAAGAUAUCUGUACAAUUUGGUCCCACUUCUAAAUUCUCUGACUGUAUUUUAGGGUCUUGUUUAGAGGAGAUGAAGGUGCUUUAAAUAAUCUAAUAUUGCUUUUGUGUUUUUGUUUUUACCUUGUAACUGCAAAAGCGUUGUCUCACUAAUUAAUUAACCAAUCUCUCAGUUUAAAAUCUAAUUUUAAAAUUAUUCAUUUAUUUAUUUAGAAUAGAAAUCAAUUUUAAAAAUAUAUGAUUGCUUCAUAAUAAAUUUUGAGGGAAAAAUAACUUUACCAAUUCAUUCAAAUAAACAAUAUUUUCCUGAGAAUAUUUAUCAAGUGAUCACCAUGUGCAAAGCAAUCGAGAUUUUGAUGUGAUUUAUUUUGUAUCUGUUAAAAAAAUGAAGUUUUGUGCACAUCUUUUUUAACCUAUCCAAUCACUGAAUUUAUAAAGCAAUAUAAAUAAAUACAUGUAUUUGUAACAUCCAAGAUCGGAAAGCUUAUGCCGCGCAUGCGCUAUAAUCAAACAUAAAAAAAGCUUUCUUAUUUAAAAAAAAAACAACUUUCCUAUGAGAUACAGGGUAGAACUAACAAAGCCAAGACUUUCAUGCAAUAAUCAUAGCUGCAAUAUUUGUGUGAAUGCUUUUAGAAGUGUAGUUUUAAGUUAAGCCCUAUACCAUCAUUGAUCGUUUUUGUAGGCCUCUAACAUAGACUCUACGUUGGCAACUCUGUAUACAUUGUAAACGACUCUGUCAAUCGGCCAUAGUUUAUUAACCAGUGCAUGAGUCGAUGCUGUACUAUCUCACCGUGAAGAAUAGAACUGAUCGCAUGCAACUAACACUGACGCAUGGAAAGCAUCUGUCACAGCAUGUAACUAACACUGAAACGUGGAAAGCUAUGUGUCACAGCAUGCAACUAACGCUAUCGUGUGGAGCUACGUCUGUCACAGCAUGCAACUAACUCUGUCAUGUUGAGCCACGUCUGUCCAUCGAUGUUUUGAAACCACUUUCAUGAAACAUUUUAUUUCUCAGCGUCACGUGACUGCUGUCGGUUCAAAGGUCAGACUUUGUCUGGUGCUCGUGAAAGAGUUGAAGAUCAUCCCGCGUUCUCAUCUGUAAUCCUUAUUAAGACAAUCAUACCUGUGAACUGUCAGCCAAGGAAAGCAAGUUUACUUCCUCAAAGUUACCUAAGAGAAUGCAUCGCAAAGAAAGACAUGCCUUUAAUUCUUGGUGCAGCUAAAGACUCCAAACAGCCAACAUAUUAUUUGGAAACUGUUGCGAGCAAACUGAGGACCAUUCUUACUUGUUUGCGCAUGCGUGGGGACACAGAGAUGUGUCAACGAUAUGGCACCACCGCUUAUGUUGAAAAUGACGUCAAACAGAGUCCCAGUUACGCCCGCCUCUUUGAUUAUUUCAGUGCCAAAGGUUUAAGUAUAGACGUAAAUUACGCCUUUGUUGACGUAGCUAAAAUGCUGUGUAAGAUCUUGAGAGCUGAUGUGGCAGCUAAAAUAAUUGAUCAAAACAAAGGCCACAAACGUACAUCUGAUAUUGUCUUUGACGGUGACUCCAAAACUCUUUCAUCUGAUUCGAGGGCCCUAGGAAAAGGUCUCGUCACAGGAGAUCAUUUAAAUCUACAUAAGACAAUAUACAGAAUGAUGACCAGAACAUCACCAGCCAUGAAAACUUUGGUAGAUUAUCAAGAGGAGAAUGAAAUAAGCGGACUAAAUAAACCUGGUCUGUACACAAAUAUCAACUCACUCUGUCUGGAGAGUCAACAGCCAGGCCGUCGUAGAGUUUUACAUGUUGAUUAUAAAUUGAGCAGACGUGCAGUCCCCUCCAUGCCGUCGACGUCUCGGGUUGUCAGGGUAUGCUGUGAAAAGAAAACAGGUGGAGCUAUACAGAAGAUGAAACAAACUAAGACCUUUUGGCCUGUUCAUAGCUUUGUAGGUUGUGCAUGUAUGAGCGGAAACUUCAGGCUUGCCAAAAGCUGUGUGGGUUGUAAAUGUACGAACAGAAACAGAGUUAAACAACCGGAAGGACUAACACCAGUAUGCGUCAGUGAAAAUUUGAAUCAACCACAAGUUGAAACGGUUGUCCCACAGGGCGCGAGGGGACGACAUUUCUGUCACCACGGUAAGAUAGGCGUCCAGAAGCAUGGGGGAGGUCAGAGACAGACAAGACGUCAGAUGAUUGAGGAGCUUGAGAAGCAACAGAUCGACCAAAAUAUUCAACUGCUGGAAGCACAGGACUUGAAAAGGCGCGAAAGUGUUUUAUUGAGAAAAUACAGACACCAAACACAUUCCUCUGCUGGGAGCACUAAAGGAGGCGUUAAAAGAUCUUUCAGUAAACUGGGUAAAUCGUGUUUACCUACGGCAAGAGAAACUGUAACUCGAGUAAACAGUUUGGGAUUUGAGAGAGCGACCAUGUAUUCGUCUCACGUGAUCGAAAGCUACAAAAGUAUGUUCAAGUCCCAGCUUCCCAUCUCAUCCUCUGACCCCGAGUACGUGAAAUGGGUGAAGCGGCUGUCAAGGCGCUGGACGGGAACGUGCUACGAGCAGACACCUCUGGCAGAGCAGGCGUCAGACAAGUCCAGAUGAUGAACUUCCCUGGCCACCCAAGUUUCCCAGAUAUCUAUCUGCGAGAUACAAACUUUCAGAUAAUCUCUUUAAUCUCUGCCGUGAUCCGUUUCAAAUAUUCCAGCAGCGAUUGGCGAAUCCACCACGUCCUUUUUUGAAACCGUUGUGUCUAUAAAUAGCUGGACGUGAGCGCUGAAAGAGGCAUAUUUAUUUUAAUCUUAAUAUCAAAGAAGUAUCUUUAAAAUAUGUUCGUCGCAACACACAAGUUGAGAACCGUUGUACUAGACUAACUAUAGUCUAGAUUGGAAUUCUACUGAAAUUCUCUGCAGAUUGUACAUACUUGGUAACUUUCACAUUUUAUAUUUUAUUGUAUUGUCUCUUUCUAUUUUCAUUCAGAAACAAGGUCUACAAUUGUAUAAUAAUAAUGGUGUUCAUGAUAUGUGACACAACUAUCUGUGUAACACAAAUAUUGAUUUAACACAACUAUGUCUAUAACACAAAUAUUGAUGUAACACAACUAUGUCUAUAACACAAAUAUUGAUGUAACACAACUAUGUCUAUAACACAAAUAUUGAUGUAACACAAAUAUUGAUUUAACACAACUAUGUCUAUAACACAAAUAUUGAUGUAACACAACUAUGUCUAUAACACAAAUAUUGAUGUAACACAACUAUGUCUAUAACACAAAUAUUGAUGUAACACAAAUAUUGAUGUAACACACCAUUCAUGUAACACAACUAUUGAUCUUACUUUUUAUGUUAACACAUUUUCACCAUUUAUUACCUCAAUUUAUUGGCAUUGUUUGGUCAAAUUUUGCAUUUAUCAUUUCAAAAUAUCAAUCACAAUCAUUGACUUAUUAGACAUGACUUCCAAAGUCAGAAUUUUUUUUUGUUUUUUUCUUCUUGCUUUAUGGGCUUAUAUAUUAUUUAAAAAAAAUCUUUUUGGACUUCGACUGCGUCAUUAAUAAAUGUUGGUGUAAACAAAAUUGUGACAUUAAUUAAAACAAUUAAGUAGUGACGUAAACCAAACUGAAUUCAGACUAAAGGACUGGGUUAUCGUGACAUACACACAAUUUAUUGAAAUGAUAGACUCGCAAAGUAAUACUUCAAGGAAAUGAUAUAUGUAAACCAUUUUUAUUUAUUUAUAUUUUAUAUAUAAUUCAGAUGAUUUGAUGCUGUCCACAAUCGAAUUUCUUUGUAAAAAUUAGUUAAAGUAACAAGGUAAAGGUGAAUUAAAGUGUGAUUUUUAUUAUUUGGGGGGGGGGGGGGGGGGGGGGGGGGGGGGGGGUGGACGGGGUAUACAUAAAAUACAAGGAAAUUUUGAGAAUUAUAAUACAGUAAAAAGAAGUAUGUUCCAACUACGCAAGAUUCAUUAAUACCACGAUAUACCGGAAUCUUGAGUAAAUUAGAGUAAAAAUAUUCAAAAUCUGAAUAUUCUUCCUCUUCCCAAUAGAUGUGUUUUAGAAUUAUAUUUAAUUUUUUAAAAAUUUCACAACAAAAUAUUUUUCUUCUUCUGUUUUUGUGUAUCUAUUACAGAAGCGUCUUUUCUGUGACCGUGAUUUAAUUUUAAUUCUUUGACAUCAUUGAUUUGCAGUUUGCUUUGUGAUUUUCGAACAUCUAGUGUAAUAUUUGUAUGGUUUAAUUAACGUCAAAUGGCAUCAUCGAAUUUGUGUGGUCUAGCGAUGCACUAUUCCAUAUCCAGGUUAAAACAUAAUUGUAUGACUUCCUUGUUUGAUCAAAGUUCAGCACAUUUACAGUUUCAAUCAUUGAAAUUUAUGAAACUUUAGAUCUCUGGUAGAAAAUAGAAAUGGAUUGUUCGUUUAAAUCCUCCAAAUAACUUUGUACCAUGAUAUAUUUAGUCUAUCGCAACCUUCGGUCUUCGUAAGACAAUGGAGUAGCAACACGUCAUCAAAUGGCUUACUAAACCGAUCCUGGAAUGACACUCUCGCCUGCAUUUCUCGCAGGAGAGCCUUGACUCCUGCUUAAAUUUGGCCUUCUGUAUCAUUCUUUAUUUUUGAAAUGGAUUCGUUUCACACAUCUUCUUCCUUUUUUAAGUUCCAGCUGGAACGAUGAUCAGCGAUAAUCUCCCAUGCGUUGAUUUCUAGAUUGACAUCCCUCAUGCUAGAUUGACAUCCCUCAUGCUCCUUUUGCAAACGUCCUUAAAUCACAAACCGCGGCCGUCCAAUAAGCCUUGCCCCUUCUGCCAAUUCUCCAUACAGCAGAUCCUAUGGAAUACAGCCUUCCUCCAUUCUCCUUAAAUGCCUAACCAGCGAAGGCGCCUGAUGGUAAGAGAGGAGAAUAUGCUAUACAUUUUUUGCACGUUCCAAGACCUUUGUGAUUGGCACCUUGUCCUGCCAUCGAAUUUGCAAAAUGUAACACAGACAUCUUUGAUGGAAGCUGUUGAGUUUUCGCUAAUGACUGGGAUGUGUGGUCCAUACUUCCAUUUAGGAGCGUAAUAAGCACACAUAGCUGACAUACGCUUAGUUUUGUACUAUCAGUUAGUGAUAAUUCCACUCCGGCUUAUUCAAUUAAGCCAUAGUUGCUGCUGCUUUUGUGAUCCUGAGAUUCAACUCUUCGUCAACGAAGAGUGAACAAGAGAUAUUGGAUCCAAAGGUAUGUGAAAUGCUCAACUACAGACAGAUUAUGGCCCUCAACAGAUAUGUUUGAAGGGAAGGGUGCUUCUUGCAUCAUGACAUGUGUUUUUCUGUAGACUUAUCGAAAGUCCGAACUCUUUACAAGCGAGAGACGACUAACUGGCCGUUGAAGACCCCCUGUAUGGGGUGCUAAGGCGGCAUAUUGAGCUAACAGCGGUUCACGAAACUGUACCUUGUCACGGGUCAAAAGAUCGCGUCAUGUUGUUCUGGGUCUGAUUGUGAGCGAUAGUCAUGUUUUCCAUUAGUUUUCCCUUCUAAUCCCACGCAUGUUCUCAGCCAUGCAUGACUGUGGCGGUGAGUCGGAAAAAAAAAAACACGUGAGAAAAAGAUUGUGUGAAAUGAUCGUUGUUUCGAGAGAGUGACAUAUCUGUUUGGGGAAAAGGACUUCGUUCAUUUUCGCUAGGAGUUGUGUUAACUAUAUUUUGAUAUAGUAUACGUAUGAUAUCUGGAAACGUCUAUUUUAUUCUGAACACCAGAGAUUAUUUCUUCUGCAUUUUCACUGGGAUGCACAUGAAGUAAAUAAAUAAUAAGAAACAUGAAUCUUUGCAUCGUUGGUUUUGUUACUUGAGACAUUCAACACAUCAGCUCUGUAGAGGCAAGAAAGAAAGAAAGAAAGGUGUUUUGGACCCUCAAAUUUCGUUCUGUUACUAUGACGCAAGGAACCGAUUUCUCCAUGACGUACUAUUCCCCACACCUUAUUUUUAGUUUACCUUGGUCUUUGCACGAAGAUUGAAUCGCCUACCACCCGAUCUGGUGUAGUUGUCAACGCCGUCUUCACAGUCCCUGAAGGCAAACUGAAGAAGAUUCGAAAAGAAAAUGGAGAAGAGCGUUGGUGGAAAUACACGACCUUCUUUUUUAUACUCUGCUGCUUACUGGGAAUGCCACUUAAGUCCGCGCCAUCCAAUGUUACUGUGCUAUGCAUGUACUCGUGAAAUGACUGUGUUAUCGGGGGGGGGGGGGCUGGGGGGGGGCGGACACCUAUUUUAUGCAAGAUACUGAAAAGGUCACUCCGGCGUACCUCGUGGAAUGACUUGGUCAGAUCUAUGAAAUCAAUUUAAAAAGAGGCAAAUGCUGUUUACGACACUUCCCUUGCAAUUGGCGUAACGAGAAUAGCAUGUCAAUAGUCGAACGACCACUUUGGAAGCCGUACUGGGCCAUCUGGAUAGAUGCGGUGAGCCAACUUCUGCAAUCAUGGGCGACACGGGGAAACGUCUUUCCAAGUAAGCCAAGAAGAGAAAUUCCUCGGACACUAUUACAAUCAACACGGUAAACUUUAUUUUUGUACAGAGUUACGAUUUUGGCGUGUAUCGUGUCCUGGAGCAUGUGACCAGCUUCCCAACACAGACUCAAUGUGCUUAAGUAAGGGCUGAAGUAGUAUAGGUUUUCCAUUUUUGAGUAUUUCCACAGAACUGCAGUCAAUCCCUGGUGCCUUCACAUCAGCCAGGUAAUCAGUUGUUUUUUCGAGCUCCUGCAAAGUUGGCUCUUCUUCUAGUUCUUCCAUUAUCAACAAGACGGGGAUAUUAUUCAGAGCGGUCUCAGUGACUAACUUAAUUGUUGCGUAUAGUUCAAGUUAAUGAUCGUCCCUACGCCAAACGAUCACCUAAUGCCCUCUAGAUGCCUGCGUACAUACAUCCCCGUUGUCGAAAGCCAAUUGUAUACAGUGGCAAAGUUCCGACCAGUAAGUUUAGGCACACUGGCGGCAGUCUACUGAGAUUUUUUUUUCCCUUCUUAGAGGCUGUAGUGUACGAGGUCAAGGUACAACCUUGGAGGCAAGUAGGGCUCUUCUCUUUGUCUCAGUUGCGGGUCACAUCACCUUCCAAUGCGCCUCGUACCAGUAUUUUACUUUUAUGCUCCCUUUUCCCAUAGUCGGAGACGGCUGAAUCGUACACAGCACCUCAUAAAUGAGUCCCCUUGGAGACGAGAGUGUCAACGUGUGACCCUUUGGCAAAGGUAUCCUGCAACACACUUGUAAACUGUUGCAUUUUUUCUGGGUUGCUUAACAUCCAUUGAUGUAUUUAAUAUACCACUAUUAUUUAAUUUGAUAUACAUGAACCUUACUGGAAUAUAUUGUUAUAUGUAUCUUUUAUUUUUCAUUCAUAAUUUUUUUUUUACCUUUCGACAAUCAAUUUUUCAUCUUUUAUUGUUUGUAGCAAAAUCGCUUCACCUUUAUUGAUCUGAAAGCUUUGUAAUUUUUGUUUGAUAUUCGUUAAAUACCGUCUACACUGGUGGGUCUAGUGAUUGAGCAGGGGUACUGGGCACACCACAUUUACUUCAUUCAUUUUUCUGAAUACCAGGAACAUUAGAUUUAUUUAACUUUGCUUUGUCUUUUUUGUUUGUUAAUGUCAUAGCCAUCUCCUUCUGUUCAUAUAGUUAAGUGUCCAGUCAGAUUGAACAAUUUUAAAAUAAAUGUUAGAAAAAUAUUCAGGAAAUAUUUAAAAAAAAUAAUAAUAAAUAUAGCAAUCCCGAAAAUAAGUAGCUUUUCUCUGCAGAAACAGCCGGGGUUCGCUCCGACGCCAUUUUGAAUAGCAAUGAGCCCAAACCGGAUGCAGACGAUGACGGAAGACCAACUCUAGCCACUGUGGCGACUUAUAUAUCCUCUACUUACACGCCACCCAGCGGUGGUGCUGACAGACUACCAGAGCUCCAGGAAGACUUUGAGAUCAGCAGCGAAGCUUGAUCAUUUAGCUAGACGAAUCCACAAAUCACUUCUAUGGAUGAAACAUUUAUGGAUUUAAAUAUUUAUUUUUAAAACUGUAUUACAAAUUGAAGUAAGGUGUAUAAAAUAAUUUUUAAGGAAACAAGUAAUGAAAUAAGUAGAACGUAAUGAGACUAUGACGUCAAUUCUUUAUUUCUAGAAGUUGAGGGUUGAGAUGAGAAGAUCAAAAGUUCCAAGAUUCAAAAUAAAUUUCUUGUUAUUAAAAUAACAAACGGUAGAUUAAAAAAUUCAAAGAAUGUGUGUUUAAUUUCAAUGAUUAAUGCACCAGUUAUAUGUGGUGUCACUAGAUGGUGAGGUUGGUGGAUGGACAAGGGGUGUUUGGCCAAAGGGGGGUGGUUCUUUAUAUAAGCCCAAACAAGACAUGAAUAUAUCAUGGUGAAAAUGUAUUUCGGGGGGGGGGGGAAGGUGGUGGCUUUUUUUUUAAAUCUCAACAUUUACACCUCUGCAAAUAACCAUCACUACCGCCCACACGAACAAAGGUCAAAGGUAUGGAUUCAAUUAACUUUAUGUAAACACCGAACACGUGACUCAGUGUACUACUGUGCGUCAUUUGUUAAGUGGCUGACAUGUUAGCAAUGACUUAAUCCCAGUAAUCCCAGACGCCAUUCAAGCAACCAGAGAUCAAUGUAACAUUAAAGUUACGCUUAAACGUACUCUCAUUUCAUGACGGAAAGCAAACAAAUCUUAAUAAACCAACAGCUUAACCAAAUAAAAACUAUUUGAAAUUAUUUCUUAUCUUUAAAUUUAAAAAAAAAAUAAUAUAUAUUUUUUUUUUUGGAUUCGUCAUCGAAAGUCAAUCUUGUUAAUUUUUAUUGUUGAAGCGUAACACAUUUAAGACAACCUCCAAACUAGUAUUCUUUCCCGAUAGGGCGAUGGCGAUUGAACAUUGCCGAGUUGAGCAUUACUCAUGGGCCACCGGGCCAUGACCCAAAUAACAGACACACCUUUGCGACACCACUACUAUAGGAACUAUUUUUUUUAAAAACUCUGCUUUACAAAUAUUGAAAAUUAUGUAAAAUAAAAAUCUGAAUUCUUGAUUAAAUUAAAUGUAUUCUACACUAUC
Messenger RNA from Lymnaea stagnalis (great pond snail), 9710 nucleotides. The record is from the annotation of a GenBank genome assembly. NCBI's taxonomy places the organism in Eukaryota, Metazoa, Mollusca, Gastropoda, Lymnaeidae.